Molecule: messenger RNA, 4017 nt
Organism: Manis javanica (Malayan pangolin)
Lineage: Eukaryota; Metazoa; Chordata; Mammalia; Pholidota; Manidae
Gene: B3GNT5
Product: UDP-GlcNAc:betaGal beta-1,3-N-acetylglucosaminyltransferase 5
Biological process (GO): protein O-linked glycosylation
Cellular component (GO): Golgi membrane
Molecular function (GO): N-acetyllactosaminide beta-1,3-N-acetylglucosaminyltransferase activity
Source: RefSeq, a predicted model, not a curated record
UUGAAAAUAUGCUGAAGAGCUUAAAGUAUGCAAAUACAAAACAUCCUAAAACUUUAGUUAGAAAUACAAUUUUGUGUUUACAGUUUCAAACUCUGAUUCAGUAAUCUACUUUUAAUGCAUUACCUGUCUUAUUCCUUUUACAAUAACAAACCCAAAGCUUUUCUUUUACUUAACUAGUUGGGUUAAUCUUUUGUUUUCUGUCAUGUUCUGACAAUUACAAUGAUAGUGUUCUAUUAGGGGACGUCAAGAACAACAUUUGAGGAGCAAGAAGCCAAACCCAUAAAGGAUUUAUUUCUAAUCUCUUUCCUUGCUAGACACUUACAUUCUGAUUUCGUCUAGUAAUGAACAUUAGGUAUUUUGGACGGGGCAAACAGCUCAAAGACAUUCUUACGGAUUCUAGCUCCUUACGGAUUCUUACGGUUGUAGUCGUGGAGAAAUUAUCUCAAUUAACUGAAGAGGCUGGGGGAGUGGGGGAGGGGGGAGGCAGGAAGCACUUCUGGAGUUGUCAAGCACAGACAGGAACAGCUUUGGGCAGGGACCCAUCACCUUCACCAACACACUGGCGGAGGUGAAACCAGGGUUGGGUCCGGGCAGUGACGCCAGGAGGUGCAAGAAACUUAAUGCCGCGCGGCACGGGAGGCUCCGGGCUGCAGCGCGCCCGCGCUCCGCCCGGAGCCCCUGAUUGGGUGCGCCUCAAUCAGCCCUCUCCAUCCCGCUCCCCGCCGGGGAAGCUGGCAGAGCCCAGCGCUGGCUACCCAGUCCUCGCCUGAGUUUUAAAGUGGGUAAGUUUUGUUCUUGAGACGACUGAUUUUCGCUCCAGUGCCAGGAGGAGAGCCAACUUCCGACUUGGGAGUUAAGGAGCUGCGCUUGGGCUCGGUUGCACUUAACUUUCAUGAAAGGAAGUACAGGAAUAUCUGCAGGAAGCCAGCCACUGGACCUAAUGAAGGAUGCCUGUGUGGAAACAUUUUGAUGUGUCAGUGUCCUUAUUCUACAGUGUGUGCCAUUCUUUUGCAGUCUCAGAGAGAAUAGUAUGAAAGAAAAUAUUUUGUGAAAUAAGAAGCCCCUUUUACACACUUAACAACCAACAUGUAUUAAGAUGGACAUCUAUUCGACAGAAUAUGAAGUUCUAUGGUCUCAAAGAAGCAAGCACCCAUUGAAAACUGAUCCUAAAUAAAAACAGACUUGAAUGGACAUUCAGAAUGUUUGUUGGUCUUAGAAGAGUAAAAAAAUGGCAGUUUGUUCAUUUAUUUGCCACUUGUUUUAUCCUAAGCCUCAUGUUUUUUUGGAAACCAAUUGAUAAUAACAUUGUGAGCCAUAUGAAGUCCUACUCCUACAGAUACCUCAUCAACAGCUAUAACUUUGUGAAUGACAGCCUGUCUCUUAAGCGCAGCACAGAAGGGGCUACUCGCCACCAGUACUUGAUUAACCACGAGGAGAAGUGUCAAGCACAAGAUGUCCUCCUUUUACUGUUUGUAAAGACUGCUCCUGAAAACUAUGCUCGACGAUCUGCAAUUAGAAAAACGUGGGGCAAUGAGGAGUAUGUUCGGUCUCAGCUUAAUGCCAACAUCAAAACUCUGUUUGCCUUAGGAACACCUUCUAGUUCACUGAGGAAAGAGGAACUGCAAAGAAAACUGGUUUGGGAAGAUCAAAUGUACAAUGACAUAAUUCAGCAAGACUUUGCUGAUUCUUUCUAUAAUCUUACUCUUAAAUUACUUUUGCAGUUCAGUUGGGCAAACAGCUUUUGUCCACAUGCCAAAUUCCUUAUGACUGCUGAUGAUGACAUAUUUAUUCACAUGCCAAAUCUUAUUGAAUACCUUCAAAGUUUAGAACAAAUUGGUGUUCAAGACUUUUGGAUUGGUCGUGUUCAUCGUGGUGCCCCUCCCAUUAGAGACAAACACAGCAAAUACUAUGUGUCCUAUGAAAUGUACCAGUGGCCGGCUUACCCUGACUAUACUGCUGGAGCUGCCUAUGUGAUCUCUAGUGAUGUAGCUGCCAAAGUCUAUGAGGCAUCACAGACACUGAACACUAGUCUGUACAUAGACGAUGUGUUCAUGGGCAUCUGUGCCAAUAAAAUGGGAAUAGUACCACAAGACCACAUGUUUUUCUCUGGGGAAGGUAAAACUCCUUACCAUCCCUGCAUCUAUGAUAAAAUGAUGACAUCUCAUGGGCAUGUAGAAGACCUGCAGGACCUUUGGAAGGAUGCCACAGAUCCUAAAGUAAAAACAGUUUCAGAAGGCUUUUUUGGUCAAAUCUACUGUGGGAUGGUUAAGAUAGUUCUCCUUUGCAAACUGACCUAUGUGGACACAUAUCCUUGUAGGGCUGCCUUUGCCUAAUAAUACUUGAAUGUUGUAUGUUUUCACUGUCACUGAGCCAAACCUGGAUGGAAAAACCUUUAAGCAUUUGUCUGUACCCUAAGUAGAAAGACUAGGAGACAACAAAGAAAUAUUUUGAAAUCCCAGCCUACCAGAAUGUUCCUUUGAUUCUAGAAUCUACUCAAUGUAAUUUACCUACUUCAUUGCCUGAAUUUAUAUUUAGAAAAGGUUUAUGAAAACAAAACUAAAGGGACAUGCUCUCACUUAAUGCCACCUGUAUAUUUGAGGUGUAGAGAAGUUAUUAAGGUACCUUGGUUAGAAUAACUGCUUUGGAAAAUACCAAGUAAGUAUAUAGUACAGUAUUUCAAAGAAAUGAAUAUAUUGUUAGACCAGGUGUACAAGCUAAUUUUUAUUUAAUAGCACUUGGUAGAGAUCAUGGGGCCAGGGAAGGAUUGGCAUGGAACAAAGUACAUGAAUCUGGUAAAAGCAAGUCUCCAGCUUCUUUAGAAACAGCCAAAUCACUUGUGACAUCCAUGUAGCUCUUUUACCUAGAUAGUUGGAAUCACUUAAAAAUAUAUUUAUGUCUUUUUUUCGCAGUUUAAUGUGAAAUUUGAGAAGUCAUUAGCUCUGCCCUAACUGGUACUUUAUAUGGGAUUUUUUGAUUAUUAGAAAUGACACAAGCCACAGGCAGUUUAUGAUCCAUAGGGUCCUUCUCUAGGGAGAAAUCAUUAAUUCAAGCAAGCUGAUUUCAGUUUAGUGACUUUUUCAACUGAUGUUUAUAUACUCAAUAUCAGUCUGUGUUUAAGGCAGUUACUUGAAUGUAAUUUGCAUAGAAGAAUAUAAUAAUGGAGAAGACUUAAAAAUAGAAGAGAUCAAAAUUCUCUCUUCUCCAUAAUUUACAAAAUAAAAUUCUUAGUGUCUAAUAUUAAUGAUUACUAAAAUUAGCCCACCCCUCUCCAACAAGGUCUCAUGAACCACAGUACUUUGUUCCACAUUCAGAUUUUAAAAUUGAGAGUAUUAAACAUCAAAUCAAAGCUAUAAUAGCUUAAAAAAUAUUUUCUUUUAUCAAUAACUCUCAGAGGGAUCUUCAACUUCUAAAUAUUUUAAAUUUGAAAGCAGAAUGAAAAUGAUAGAGAAGUCACCAGAAUGAGGUUUAAAGUAUUUGUAAAGCUGUAUGUUCCUUGUAAUCAAAGUGAUGUGGGAUCUAAUAGAGUAAAUUUUAUUUUUACACAGCAGGAUGUGGCCAUGAUGCAAACAACCUCCCCUCACUACAGAAGAAUUAGGUGAUGUCUGCUUUUGGGGGAUUGAUUAUCUGAGGGGCAAAAUAGUGACUUAAGCAAAGGCCAUUAAACUGAUUAUAGAAUCUCUGAGGAGGUGCCUAUUAGGGAAAACUAGGAUGUCUUGUUUAAUUAGGUGAUACUUGAAACAUGCAAAACAAAACAGCUAAAAUAGAAUUCUCAGUAAACUGGAUGUUGAUAUACUUAAUAUUUUGCAGGUAGCUUUUUAAUGUUUACAGAAACUGUUAAUUUUUUUUCUAUUUCGAAAAUUGAGGCUUGUUUACAUUGAUUGCUCAGAUAAUUUAGAAUUUUUAACUAAUGUCAAAGCUGCAGUGUCAACCAUUCUAGCUUGUAGUGACUUUUAGAGUAGGUUCAGGUUUUCUAGAUUAUUACUAUCUAAAUUUUCUGACCAAUCUUAAAAACUAGAA